Messenger RNA from Tarenaya hassleriana, 1941 nucleotides. RefSeq names its product DUF21 domain-containing protein At4g14240-like. The coding region runs from base 166 to 1665 and encodes 499 amino acids. The record is from RefSeq and is a predicted model, not a curated record. NCBI's taxonomy places the organism in Eukaryota, Viridiplantae, Streptophyta, Magnoliopsida, Brassicales, Cleomaceae. Gene Ontology annotation, biological process: magnesium ion homeostasis. The transcript has 13 exons. Gene Ontology annotation, cellular component: intracellular membrane-bounded organelle.
UUGGUGAGAUCCAGCGAAUUAAGGGGAAAAAAACAAAUAUCCUCAAAAGGGAUGCACGGAGGAGACAGAGAUCCUCAACGUUGUAACAACGACAAUAAUCGUAUCUGUGUCUUCUCGAUUCUCGUCUCCAGUUGAGGAAAUUGUAAGAAAUUUUGAAUCGGAUCGAUGAUGCAUCUAAUAAAUGCCGCGGCGGCGGCGAGGAUGUUGGCCGUCGUCGGUCAACCGAGCGCCGGCGGGGAGGCCAUUCCCUUCGGAUCGUUGUGGUGGUUCAUCUACGCUGGAGUCUCUUGCUUUCUCGUCCUCUUCGCCGGAAUCAUGUCCGGUCUCACUCUGGGUUUGAUGUCCCUCGGUCUCGUCGACCUCGAGAUCCUCCAACGCAGCGGCACGCCGAAUGAGAAGAAACAAGCGGCUGCGAUUCUUCCGGUGGUUCAAAAGCAGCAUCAGCUUUUGGUGACCUUGCUCCUUUGCAACGCUGCUGCAAUGGAGGGGCUUCCUAUAUACUUGGAUAAGCUAUUCAAUGAAUACCUAGCUAUAAUCCUCUCCGUAACUUUUGUUCUAUUCUUCGGUGAAGUUAUUCCUCAAGCCAUAUGCACCAGGUAUGGGCUUGCUGUCGGAGCCAACUUUGUCUGGCUUGUCCGGAUCUUGAUGACUAUCUGCUAUCCGAUUGCUUAUCCCAUCGGAAAGAUAUUGGAUUGGGUUCUCGGGCACAAUGAAGCGUUAUUUAGGCGGGCUCAGUUAAAAGCUCUUGUAUCCAUUCACGGCCAAGAGGCAGGAAAGGGUGGUGAACUUACACAUGACGAGACGACAAUCAUAAGCGGAGCACUGGAUUUGACAGAGAAGACUGCUCAGGAAGCCAUGACACCGAUCGAAUCAACGUUUUCCUUAGAUGUCAAUUCAAAGUUGGAUUGGGAAGCUAUGGGGAAGAUCCUAGCACGAGGUCAUAGCCGAGUUCCUGUUUAUACCGGGAAUCCAAAAAAUGUUAUCGGGCUUCUGUUGGUUAAGAGUCUUCUUACAGUUCGGCCUGAAACUGAGACUCCUGUCAGUGCAGUUUCUAUCCGAAGAAUCCCGAGGGUUCCGGCUGAUAUGCCUCUAUACGACAUACUGAAUGAGUUUCAAAAGGGAAGCAGUCACAUGGCAGCAGUUGUGAAGGUGAAGGGGAAGACCAAAAUUCCUCCCUCGACGGUGGUUGAAGAGAAAUCCGAGGAGACCGAUGCGCAAACCGACGAUUCCCAAUUGACUACACCUUUGCUAUCGAAGGAAGACGUCAUUGUCAAUAUCGAAAAGAUCAACAAACAAUCUCAUUUGCAAAACAACGAGACGGGAGCAAACGGGUACCCAUCACAUGCUUCGGAAGAUAUCGAAGAUGGCGAAGUUAUCGGCAUCAUCACGUUGGAAGACGUUUUCGAGGAGCUUCUACAGGAGGAGAUUGUGGAUGAAACAGAUGAAUACGUCGAUGUUCAUAAAAGGAUUCGCGUGGCGGCUGCAGCGGCCGCCUCUUCGAUAGCUCGGGCUCCGUCGAGCCGGAGAUUAACCGGUCAAAAGGGACCUGGAGGACAAAGUAAACAAGCGCUCACGCCGAAAGCCUCGGCUCCCGAACAAGAUUCCGAUUCCCGGAAAUUGUUCGUGACGGUCACCGAGACGACGACUGUCCAGAAGAAAAUCUGAGAUCAUGCUCGGUUUGCUGAUCCAAGGGAGAGGCAAAUCAUAUCUUCUUGCGUGAAAAAGAUCAAAUCUUGGAGGAGCCUGUGACUUGGGGGUAACACUUUCAUUUGUCGAUCAUCAAAUUUAAGUCUUUUGAUUUAUUUGUUUCUCUCACCAGAAAUCUUUUUGGUUUUUGGCCAAAGUUUUGGAAGAUGGAUGGAUUAUGUUGAAAAAUAAAUAAAUGCAUAUAGUUAUUGAGUUUUCAAGACGCUGUGAAAAGAAAAUCUUACAGUAUGAAUA